This is a messenger RNA of Periophthalmus magnuspinnatus, 1693 nucleotides long. It is a transcript of the gene hmox2b, whose product is annotated as heme oxygenase 2b. Gene Ontology annotation, biological process: heme oxidation; response to oxidative stress; heme catabolic process. Gene Ontology annotation, molecular function: heme oxygenase (decyclizing) activity; heme binding. The record is from RefSeq and is a predicted model, not a curated record. The coding region runs from base 111 to 1028 and encodes 305 amino acids. Lineage: Eukaryota; Metazoa; Chordata; Actinopteri; Gobiiformes; Gobiidae. The transcript has 6 exons.
ACGUGACACCGGCUGGAGGGGGGCUGGUUGCGUAGUUGACUUCCCUCUCAAGUUCAGUCUCACUUAUUUAUGCAAUUGUCCCCGUCCGAUUCACACUUCAAGCAGAGAAAAUGGAGACAGGUGCAAGUACGGUGAGUGGAUAUGAAGAAAAGGAUGAGGAUCUUAGGCCCGAAGAUCUGUCUGAGAUGCUGGGAGCAGGGACCCGUGAAAUUCAUGAAAAGGCUGAGAAUACUCAAUUUGUAAAGGAUUUUCUCAGGGGUAACAUUUGUAAAGAGCUUUUUAAGCUUGGUGUAGUGGCACUUUACUACACAUAUACUGCAUUGGAGGAGGAAAUUGAGAGGAAUAAAGAGCAUCCAAAUUUUGCCCCUUUAUAUUUUCCUGCAGAGCUUCAUCGCCAUGAAGCCUUAGCUCGUGACAUUGAAUUCUUUUAUGGCCCUGAAUGGAAAAGCCAGAUCAGCUACUCUGAAGCUACAAAACAAUAUGUAGAACGCAUUCAUCAAGUAGGACAGGAGGAUCCAGUGUUGCUCGUGGCUCAUGCCUACACUCGCUACAUGGGCGACUUGUCCGGAGGUCAAGUUUUAAAGAAGGUUGCACAGAGGGCUCUGAAGCUUCCUCCCACAGGAGAGGGCCUGGAGUUCUAUCAUUUUGAGGGCAUUCAUAGCCCCAAAGCUUUCAAACAGCUUUACCGCAGUCGGAUGAAUGAGCUGGAGUUGGAUGUGGAAACAAAGAAAAGGCUUGUGGCUGAGGCUGUUAAGGCCUUCCACUUAAACAUAAAGGUAUUUGAAGAAUUAGAUGACAUUGGUAAAAACAUUCCAAGAGAGGUGUCUGAUGCUGGCAUGUCCCACCAUGGAGCAAUGGGAGGAGACAUUAAUAAAUGUCCUUAUUAUGCCGCUAAAAUGGCAGCUUCAGGUGGGACUGCGUAUGUUGGUCAACUUGUCUUGGCUGUACUCAGACACCCAACUGGACAGGUCCUUUUUGCUACUUGGUUUGCUGCUUUGGCUGGGCUGGCUGCAUGGUAUUUAAUGUGAUACAGAUGUCAGCUGCUCUGUUGAUAGAUAGGAGUAUGAACUAUGACAAGCCUCAAGAAAACCUUUUAAACCCUUAACUAUUAACUCUCCUAACUAGGAUUAUGUGGAACUGAACUAAAAGUGUUAGUGUAAUCCAACAUGACACUUAGGAUGCAAAUUACUAUUUCAAAGUCAGUGCUUUUUUUGAGUUGAAGGGAGUGUUGUAAAUGCAUAUGCAAAGGAUAUGGUUUUAUUUUGGCAUUUGUACAAUUAUUAUAGAGCAAUGGAUUUGACAAAUUAUCCUAUAGGCAAUGUUAUAGCACCUCAAACAGUACUGUACUUAAAUGCAGGGAUUGCAUUUUAUUUUAACAUGAAAUUUGGCAGAUUUUAAAUAAAAAUAUUUUUGACUAUAUACUACUGAUAAAUCAGAUUGACAAGAAAAUGUCAUUAUGGUUUAUUGUUAAAAAGGCUUGUAACAUUUUUGCACAGGACGGGUCUUCUCUGACAAGUAUUAAAUGCAUUUUCAGCCAGAUGAUGUAUGUUUUGCUUUAGAAUUUCCAAAUACAUUUUCGUGCAGUGUUGUCAUCGUUAAGCCAUGCUUUAUAUUUCAAAUGUGUUCUAUUGCAGAAUAUUGUAUUAUAUGAAUUAUGCAUCAAGAAAAUAAAUUUGACUUAACCUUCUUGUAA